Molecule: messenger RNA, 555 nt
Organism: Pneumocystis jirovecii RU7
Lineage: Eukaryota; Fungi; Ascomycota; Pneumocystomycetes; Pneumocystales; Pneumocystaceae
Exons: 5
Coding region: 1-555 (184 amino acids)
Biological process (GO): tail-anchored membrane protein insertion into ER membrane
Source: RefSeq, a predicted model, not a curated record
AUGUCUAAUUUUAUAUCGGCUUUGGGUACAAAAGUUAUUUCAUCUUUGAUAUAUACGAUAUUUUUUAGUUUUAUUCCUUCUACACUAUCAUCUGUUAUAAAAAAGCAUAGAUUACUUCAGCGUUCUGCUCUUGAAACAAAAAAAGAACUUUCUAAUACCAGUAGUGUGGAUGAAUUUGCUAAAUGGGCAAAAUUAAAACGAAAAUAUGAUAAAGAAGUUUCAGAAAUAGAAAAAAUAUCAGCAGAAAUAAAUAGUCAACAGUAUAAUUUUAAUAUUAAAGUACAUACAAUGAUCUGGUUAUGUACGACAGGUCUGAAAUAUAUUAUCCAAUGGUAUUAUCGUAAAGUACCUGUAUUCUGGUUAAUUAAGGGAUGGUUCCCUUACUAUAUUGAACGCAUUAUGUGUUUCCCAAUGGCACCUAUUGGAUCUGUUAGCAUAAGUAUAUGGUUUCUUAUAGUUAAUCAAAUUGUUUCAAAAGUAUUCCUUAGCUCAAUCAAAUAUAUUAAAAAAGAACAUAUAAGAAGAAUAGUAAAGUCAUCACUAUUUUUUGCAUAA